Phanerochaete carnosa HHB-10118-sp is the source of this 1515-nucleotide messenger RNA. RefSeq lists its product as uncharacterized. The record is from RefSeq and is a predicted model, not a curated record. The coding region runs from base 106 to 1353 and encodes 415 amino acids. Gene Ontology annotation, cellular component: mitochondrial small ribosomal subunit. Gene Ontology annotation, molecular function: structural constituent of ribosome. The transcript has 10 exons. NCBI's taxonomy places the organism in Eukaryota, Fungi, Basidiomycota, Agaricomycetes, Polyporales, Phanerochaetaceae.
GGGACGGCCCCAUUCCCUCGGCCAAAUGUCAUAGCGUCAAGCCUCACAAGUCCGUCAAGGGCCUCGGCGCGUACGCAGCUCAGGGCUUACGCCGUCGGAAGGCGAAUGGACCGUACCUCGAAGGAGAGCAAAGCUAAGGAUGCUUUUGAACCGGAGGCUCCAAAGACGGCCAAGAGCAGCAAGCGAAUUGGAACCUUCCUUCCGAUGCCAGUUAACCAAAUGAGGCACGAACUCUUGGACCCGGUAAAGAGGAGAGAGCUCACUCUUCCUACGUUUCGUGCUGACGCGCUCACCACCAAAGACGCGUCUGGUCGAGUAAUGCAGUUCACAAAACCACAGGGCGGCAUUAUCCAGGCGUACGGCCUUCCAACGAAUAUGCUACUCGAAUUUCGUGUGCUGUCAAAGCCUUGCUCUCUUGUUCGAGACGUGACGCUAAGUACGAUUGAGAAGCUGGAGACUGCGAGCUCGAAGUCGAGUGUGGAGACCAGGGCGGUCAUAACUGGCUUGACAGGGUCUGGCAAGAGCUAUCUCUUACUGCAGGCGGUAGAAUACUGCAAAUCAAAAGACUGGAUAGUCCUUUACGUUCCUCGAGCCAUCAAUCUCGUGAACUCGUCCACUGAAUACGUCUAUGACGCCCGAACACGGACAUACCUCCAGCCCGAGUUCUCUUUCCAGCUGUUGCAGCGCUUCCAGCAGGUCAACGCGCGCUUUCUAGGCGCGCUCCAACUCACCAAGCAGUUCAACAUUGGCCGUCGUGCCUUACCUAUCGGAACGCCCAUCAACGAACUCCUCAACGUUGCUCAGCGAGACAAAGCAUUAUCACCUUUCGUUCUAGAGACACUUCUCAAGGAAGUGUCACGACAGAAGACCCACCCAGUAUUGCUCGCGGUAGACGACUUCCAAGCCCUCUAUUGCAACACCUACUAUAGGGACCAGCAGUUCCAGGGUGUCAAACCUUAUCAUCUUUCUCUGCCCCGCCUGUUACUGGAGUUUAUCAGCGGCAAACGCUACUUUGAACGUGGAGCGGUCGUCGGUGCUGUAUCGACGACACAUACCCGUUUCCAGACUCCGGUUGAGCUUCGCGAAGCGCUCGGCAUUCCACACGAUCGCCCCGUGAACCCGUACCUGCGUCGCGAGCCUGAGCUCGUAGAGUAUUCGAAGGGCCUGCAAAAUAUCACUGUUCCUUCGCAAUUCCAGGUCGCAGAGGCUGCAGCUCUUUUCGAAAUCUGGGCCAUGGACAACGCUCUACACUUCAGCCCGACCGACGAGAUGUUCCUGUCAUUGUAUGCUCAGUCGUCGGGUAAUCCGAGGGACUUUAUCUGGAAGGGUAUCCUCGGGUCUUUUGCUAUAUAGAUGCCGCCGAGGAGAAAUCCAGGAUAUCUGAUGUAGGCGCCCCCUCCAGCUCGUUAUCCUUUACCUCGUCAGAUAUUGGGCGCUUUCAGAUCUCCUUCGCCUGUAGCUAAUUGUCACAGGGCGCUGUCAGCUUUUCCUUCAUCUCACAUUUACGGUAUCUGG